GGCUGCGUGUUAUUCUGCUGCCGGGAGAGCAUAAUGGAGGCCGGGCAGUGGAGUCGCUGAGGUCUCUCCGCCAGUCCUGGUCCCACCACGGUGCCUUCUCUUGGUGCUGGUCUACUUCUCUGAGCAGAUCUCUCAAAGCUCCCCCAAAGCGCAGAGGACAGCACAUCCUCGGCUGCAUCCUUCCAGCCGUGCCUGUUAAUGGCAGCGCAAAAGGGACUCUUGGAUGGUUUCUGUCCAGCUCACUCAGCGCAUAUUUAUGAGAAAGGAAGGAAAGUGAGAGCUGCUACCUAACAAGCUCUUAGAGAAGUCUCAGACUUUUCCUAAAGGGAUUUUCUUUCUUGGUGCAUAGCUAACAAACAGCAAUGAAAACUCAGCCCUACAGUUCUUCUGUUACUCAGAGAGCUUGUGGACAAAUGCAUAGGCUCCCGCAUUCAUAUUGUGAUGAAGAGUGAUAAAGAAAUUGUUGGAACACUUCUAGGAUUUGAUGACUUUGUCAAUAUGGUGUUAGAAGAUGUUACAGAAUUUGAGAUUACACCUGAGGGCAGAAGAAUCACAAAACUGGACCAGAUACUGUUAAAUGGAAAUAACAUAACAAUGCUGGUUCCUGGAGGAGAAGGACCUGAAGUAUAAAUGGAUACAGUUGUCAUCUGUGAAGACAUAUAUAUAUAUAUAUGUAUAGAAUAUAAUAUAAAUAGAGCUUUUGGGAUAUGGGUGUGUUUGUUGGUUAUUUAUUUUGUUUACGCACUCUUGCAGUUGAUAUUUGAUAACAGAGAGUGAUUUCCUCUUCAGGAAAGGUGCACUGCUAAUGAUGAUGCUGACUUCGUAAGUUGAAAUCAUUACUUUUUUGUAAAGAUGCACAAAUCUCUCCUGAAUAAAAGACUUUCUUUUUAUUA
This is a messenger RNA of Melopsittacus undulatus (budgerigar), 893 nucleotides long. RefSeq names its product U6 snRNA-associated Sm-like protein LSm5. Gene Ontology annotation, molecular function: RNA binding. The record is from RefSeq and is a predicted model, not a curated record. Gene Ontology annotation, biological process: mRNA splicing, via spliceosome. The transcript is spliced from 6 exons. Gene Ontology annotation, cellular component: U4/U6 x U5 tri-snRNP complex; Lsm1-7-Pat1 complex; U6 snRNP. NCBI's taxonomy places the organism in Eukaryota, Metazoa, Chordata, Aves, Psittaciformes, Psittaculidae. The coding region runs from base 442 to 630 and encodes 62 amino acids.